AGUCACACAAGCAUCUGUGGCUCUGAAGAUCAGCUUCUCCUCCCUGCGCUGGUCCCGCGCACCUUCCCCCAGCGAGAUAGAUCGUCAAGCCACCACAAUGCCUCAUCCACUGGCCGGGCAUCUCCUUGAUCUAUCCUACAAAUGUCAAGCAGCCACCCUGGUCGACUAUACGAGUACCGAUAACGAGGAUCCAAUGCCCAUCUCCACUCGCCACAUGGCACUUACCGUCGAGCGCCGUCAAAGGCCAGAGAUAAGAACAUCUAAGCUUUACUCGUAUUUCAUUACGAUCUUGUAAAGGCUCUCUCAAUACCAUCCAGAGCACUAUAUACAUCAUGCUCAUCCCAGUCAAGGUAACACGGACAAGGUGAUAUAUGAUUCGGGACUCCCCAAUCUACCUUCUCCGUCCUUUUCCUUUCCUUUCCUUCUCCUGCUCCGUGACAAGCUUUGGUGAUACUUUCGCAUACCGCAUCGGUUGUGGCACAACAUGGCUCCACGGCGACUCUCGUCCAUUGUCCAUGGCGGCAAACAGAGCGAAGCCUUCGACCCAACGUUGGGAAAUGAAGCACAACUUGCCAAACUUGGCUAUGAGCAAGAGCUCAAACGGUCCUUCUCUCUGCUUGGAAUGGUCGGCUUCAGCUUCUCCAUCGUCACUUGCUGGACUGCCCUCGGAGGCACACUGAUCUUGGGCAUCGUCUCUGGGGGCCCUCCCGUCAUGGUCUGGUCCUGGCUCGGCAUAUGCGUACUGUCGCUAGCCGUCGCCUACUCGUUCGCAGAAAUGUGCUCGGCCUAUCCUACCGCGGGUGGCCAGUACAGUUGGGUCGCCAUCCUCGCCCCGCCUCGUUACGCUCGCGGUGCCGCCUGGGUGACCGGUUGGUUCAUGUGCACUGGGAUCGUUGCAAUGGGAGCAGUCAACAACUUCAUCGGAUCCAAUUUCCUCCUCGGCAUGGCCAACCUCAACUACCCAGACUACGAAAUCCAGCGCUGGCAAUGCGUGCUGGUCACGUAUUUGAUGGCCAUCGCCGCGGCGCUCGUCAACAUCUUCCUGUCCCGCUACUUGAACCAAAUCUCCACCUUCGCCGUGAUCUGGAACAUCCUGUCCUUUUUCGUCGUCAUAAUCACCAUCCUCGCCUGCAACGACCACAAACAAUCCGCCAGCUUCGUCUUCAAGGACUUCCAGAACGACACAGGCUUCUCGUCGGGUGGCAUGGCAGUCAUGCUUGGCCUCUUAAACACCCUGUUCGGCAUGUGCUGCUACGACGCGCCCGCCCAUAUGACCGAGGAGAUGCUCAACCCGGCCAAAGAAGCGCCCCAAGCCAUCAUCCUGUCCGUCUGGCUCGGCGCAGUGACGGGCUUCAUCUUCCUGAUAUCGGCCUUCUUUUGCAUCGGCGACCUCGAAACCACCGCGACGACAUCGACCGGCGUCCCGCUCAUCCAGAUCUUCUACGACAGCACCGGAAGCGUCAAAGGCGCCACCACCCUCGCAGCCCUGAUCACUGUCAUCGUGCUCAUCUGCGCGAACUCGCUCAUGGCCGAAGGAAGUCGUGCGCUGUGGGCCUUCGCUCGCGACCACGGCUUACCAUUCAGCAGCUUCUUCGACAGAGUCAACAAGAAAUCCCAGGUCCCCGUGAACAGCAUCAUCCUAUGCCUGUUAAUCCAGAUGGCCCUGAACAGUAUAUACUUUGCAAGCUACGAGGGUUUCAGCACCGUCAUAUCGAUCGCCACAUUCGGCUUCUAUAUCUCCUAUGCCAUGCCCCUAUUCGUCCGGCUGUGGAGUUACUUCACCGGCCAUGAGAAAACCAUUCCUGGCGCGUACACGCUGGGCAAAUGGAGUCCACUUGUCAAUGCGAUUGGACUAUUGUUUUUGGUCUUCGCCGGUAUCGAUUUCAAUUUCCCUCAAGUCGGCCCCGUCACUGGGGAUAAUAUGAACUACUGCAGCGCGGCAUUCGGAAUCAUCGGGCUCAUCAGCGUCGUUACUUGGAUCUUCGAUGGCAGGAAGCACUUCACGGGCCCGCAAACAGGUGUAAUGAGCGCGGUUGAGGCUGAGGAUCGAGGUUUGCCGCUGGGCGUUGGUGUGGUGGCCGAAAAAGACAGCAGUGUUGGAGGGAGCGACGGAGCUACGAGCAAGGAGAAAAUUCCUCAUAAUGCUGAUAAAAUAGCUUGAUCCGGAAAGGACUGAGUUCUCUCAGAUUUGUAAUAUCUGUCUGGCUGUAGUGGCUGCAUAGAAUAGUAGUAUUAGUCACGUUGUCUGAGAAGCAUCUGUAGCACAAACGACCCCAUAUUUCGC
This is a messenger RNA of Exophiala xenobiotica, 2284 nucleotides long. RefSeq lists its product as uncharacterized. The record is from RefSeq and is a predicted model, not a curated record. The coding region runs from base 485 to 2161 and encodes 558 amino acids. Gene Ontology annotation, cellular component: membrane. Gene Ontology annotation, molecular function: transmembrane transporter activity. The transcript is spliced from 3 exons. NCBI's taxonomy places the organism in Eukaryota, Fungi, Ascomycota, Eurotiomycetes, Chaetothyriales, Herpotrichiellaceae. Gene Ontology annotation, biological process: transmembrane transport.